Molecule: messenger RNA, 2831 nt
Organism: Ectocarpus sp. CCAP 1310/34
Lineage: Eukaryota; Phaeophyceae; Ectocarpales; Ectocarpaceae
Source: the annotation of a GenBank genome assembly
CUCCCACCUCCUGCUGUCUCUUGGUUGCCGUGUCCAACGCCCGCCCCCCUCACCACCAGCAGUCAUUAGAGCGAAACAGAGAAGGAUGAAGUCGACCGCUGCCUGCUGCUCGUUGCUGGUGGCUGGAGCCAGCGCCUUCACUGGGCCCUUGCCCAGCGGCUCCUGGGUGAAGCCCGUCACCCCGAUGAGCAACGCCAGGUCGCCAUGGGCGGUCAGCGCUCCGCGUGCUGCUGCCACCGCUGCUGCCCCUGGACGGACGGCGCUUUCGAUGGGCGUGCACAUGGAGUUUGACACAAAGGUGUUCGAGAAGCAGCGCAUCUCCCUGGGGGGGACCGAGGAGGACGUCGUCAAGGGAGGCCGCGACCUGUUCGAGCUCUUGCCGAAGGCCUUCGAAGGCAUCGAGAAGAUCGGGGCAAGGUACCACAGGGUGGUGGGGUGGGGGUCGCAGGCGCCCGCGCAGGCGCAGAACAUCCGGGACUCGCUUGAGGCGGCGGGCGUCGACAUCCCGGUCAAGAUCGGCCUCAGGGAGGGGUCGGCUUCCUACAAGCUGGCGCAGAACGUUGGCUUCUCGGAGGACAACGGAACGCUCGGAGAGAUGUACGAGACGAUCGAGGAGAGCGACCUGGUGAUCCUGCUCAUCUCCGACUCCGCCAUGGCCUCCAACCACGAGAAGGUCUUCUCCAAGCUCAAGAAGGGCGCUACCCUUGGGCUGUCCCACGGUUUCUUGCUGGGACACCUGGACGCCCUCGGGAAGAAGUUCCCUGACGACAUCAACGUCGUGGCCGUGUGCCCCAAGGGCAUGGGGCCCUCGGUCCGCCGCCUGUACGAGCAGGGCAAGACCGUUAACGGCUCCGGCAUCAACGCGUCCUUCGCCGUGCACCAGGACGUGACCGGCAAGGCCACGGACAUCGCGCUGGGCUGGUCGAUCGCCCUCGGCUCCCCCUUCUCCUUCCCCACCACCCUGACCGACGAGUACCGCAGCGACAUCUACGGAGAACGCGGCAUCCUCCUGGGGGCCGUGCACGGCAUCAUCGAGACCCUGUUCCGCCGCUUCAUCAAGCAGGGCAUGAGCCCCGAGGAGGCAUUCAAGCAGUCCUCCGAGUCCAUCACUGGCCCCAUCACCAAGGGCAUCAGCAAGAUGGGCAUCCUCAAGCUGUACGAGAGCCUCGACCAGGCUGGACAGGACGAAGUGUCGGUCUACUCGGCAUGCUACGCUCCCGCGAAGGAGAUCAUGCAGGAGUGCUACAACGAGGUCCGCAGCGGCAACGAGAUCCGCUCCGUGGUGAUGCAAGGGGCACGCCUGAACGACAUCAACACCGGAAAGAUCGACGGAACCUUCACCUGGAAGGUGGGAGAGCAGGUCCGGGCAGACCGCGUGGAGGAGGAGAUCCCCCUCAACCCCUUCACCGCGGGCGUCUACGUGGCGACCAUGAUGGCCCAGAUCGACGUCCUCAAGGAGGGAGGCCACUCGUACACCGAGAUCGUGAACGAAUCCGUCAUCGAGGCCGUCGACUCGUUGUGCCCGUACAUGCACUACAAGGGUGUGGCCUUCAUGGUGGACAACUGCUCCAUCACCGCGCGCCUGGGGUCCCGGAAGUGGGCGCCCCGCUUCGACUACAUCCUGGAGCAGUUGGCGUACACCGCGAUCGACAACGGGUCUGCUGUAGACGACAGCCUCAUCUCCGACUUCUUGGAGAACCCGGUACACGACGCCAUCAGGGUUUGCAGCGAGUUGAGGCCAGCGGUUGACAUCUCGUGCGCCGCUCCUUCCACCGUCAAGGAGAUCGCCCUUGCCUAAGUCUAGUUAUCAGUCUAACCCUUGUUUAGUCGUGUUAGUGUUGCUUGCGCGUUGGAAUGGCAAGUUUGGAGAUUGGCCCGAUGAACCUUAUCUUUCUAUGCCUCCGAUGAGCCGGUCAGCAACACACAUGGUUGUUUUGUCCUGAUUUGUCCGUUCGUUACCGGUACAAGGUAGUAGGUGGGCCAGGGGGUGGGGGGGGGGGGAUCGGAGCAAUGGGCCGGGAUGGUUUGUGGACCGGUUCUUGCUGUAUCAACCUCCGUUACGAUUGUUCGUUCCAGUUUGCUGACUUUCUGCUGGGGUUGAGAACCGUAUGCGGCCAGGCGCGCUUGUAUCGUUGUGUGCAACGGGAGCGCAGUCGUUGCCUUCUCCUUGUCUAGCUGUUCGUUACGUGGCAGCGGAGACCAGGCGCAGGCACUGAGUUUGCGGCUGAGAGUCGCUUGGAAAAUUCUUCACUUGCUUCUGUACAGUUUGUUUCGACACGAAUGGUUCUUGCAGUGAGACUUGUGUUUUGCCUCGGUUGACAGAGGAACCGAGUGAGGCCACAAAGCGCACACACAACACACACAGGUGGGGUCACGAGUAAAAUUCGUCGUCGCCGCGAACGAAAUGAGGCGUGUUGAUUGCGCCGAGCGAGUAAGAGGAACGAAGUCGUCGGCGAGAUGCGCGCAAUGAAGGAGAUUCGAUUGAAGCGAAGCGCAGGGGCGUGGUCGCUUCUGUGAUGGAGAGAAGAUGGCACCCACGCCCACGCUCAGAGAUGCAAGAGGUGGUGCGUAUGACGAGCACGAAUACAGCAGUGCGCCGAAGCGUUCACGGUCCACGAAACUCGAGGUUUAGGUUCAUCUCUCCGACGUGCUCUCAGAAUUACCAACGGCAGUAACUACGUACGAACGUGUCGAAAUGGGCGAUGAUAACUCUCACGGCAGGGGCAGGCGACACGAGAGAGAGCGUAACGUACUUCUUUACACCUUACGUUUGAGAGAGUUCAUGGUCCACCGUCAGCCAGUCCGGAAACAACGGCCCUACGACUGCACAG